AUGUCGUACUUAUCCUAUCGAGACGCCCGCAUGUCCCUCCCCUCCUCAUCCAAGCCCCGCAAAACGCUCCGCUCUCCGAACCGCGAUAUCGCCUUCCGCAACCAAUACAUCGCGCGCUCUAAAACAACCCUUGUCCUGCGCCCUUUCGGCAGCCCCCAAUCAGCCGUCGCAUACAAGAUCACCGAAGAAGACGGCACGCCGCAAUUUACUGUAACCGGCCGCAAAUACAGCGACCGGUCGUGUCGCGAGUUUCGCGAUUCAUCGGGUCUGCCGCUCUUCGAGCUUCAUCGCAAAUGGUACCGCACAAAUAGUUGGUCCGUUAGUUUGCCCGGGUGCGAUACUGCGACGAUAGCUACGGGGUCUCCGCGCUGGGCGCUAGGGAAAACUUCGUUUGGGGAUUUUAAUCUUUCUUUUGAGAAUGCGGCUGCUUUUGGCGGGAAGAGGCUCGACGAGAAGAUGCUUACGUUGAAUAUUGAGAGGCAUGGGAAUGCACUGGCGUUUUUUGAUAUCGUUGAUGGAGAUCGGAAGGUUGCUGAGGUUAAGGAGAGCAUCCAUCACAAUGAACGGCUGGCUUUGCUGGGCCCUAAGAUUGGUUAUAGGCCUGCUAUGGAUGUUAUUAUAAUGCCUGGUGUGGAUAUUUCGCUGGUUGCAACCGUUGCGGUCAUUGUAUCAGACUGGGUAUUCGGAUCAAGUUGA
Messenger RNA from Penicillium soppii, 696 nucleotides. RefSeq lists its product as uncharacterized. NCBI's taxonomy places the organism in Eukaryota, Fungi, Ascomycota, Eurotiomycetes, Eurotiales, Aspergillaceae. The record is from RefSeq and is a predicted model, not a curated record. The transcript has 2 exons. The coding region runs from base 1 to 696 and encodes 231 amino acids.